AUGAAAGACGAAGUUCCACCACCAGAUCCAGCUGAAGCAAUUGCCUUCUGGAGCAACAUUUGGAGCCAACCACACAAUCACAACCACGAAGCUAUGUGGUUGAAAACAACGAAAGAGGAAUGUGCAACUAUAGUUGCACAGGAUGAUCUGACGAUCAACAAAAGCAAGCUAGAAAAGAUCAUUCGGAAAAUGGCGCCAUGGAAAGCUGCCGGUCCAGACGGUGUGCAAGCUUUCUGGGUUAAAAGGUUCACAAAUCUUCAUGAAAGGCUGAGCAUGCAAAUGAACGAGAUUGUCGUGAAUGGUAACCCCCCUGAUUGGAUGACAAAAGGAAGAACGGUUCUCAUCCCAAAGGAUCCUACCAAAGGCAACAUUCCGUCAAGCUACCGUCCAAUUACCUGCUUGCCGAUUCUCUGGAAGUUACUGACUGGCAUAAUAUCAGAAGAAAUACAUCAACACCUGGACGAUCAAGACAUACUACCAUGGGAACAGAAGGGAUGUAGAAAAGGAAGUAGAGGAACAAAAGAACAACUAUGCAUCGACAAAGGAAUUAUGAAAGACAGCAAGAAAAGAAAAACGAACCUCGCAAUGGCAUGGAUUGACUACAAGAAAGCAUACGACAUGGUUCCGCACUCUUGGAUCAUCGAGUCUAUGGAAAUGUUAGGGGUAGCAGACAAUAUCAGAAGGUUCCUCAUUACAAGUAUGACGAGAUGGAGAACUAAGUUGGAAAGUAAUGGUGAAGUGCUUGGAGAGGUUGGUAUCAAGAGUGGAAUCUUUCAUGGAGAUAGUCUAUCUCCAUUGCUGUUUGUGAUGGCAAUGACACUAUUAACUAAGGUACUCAGAAGAUCCAGGCUAGGAUAUGAGUUCAAGAGCAAGGCAAAAAUCAACCAUCUAUUAUACAUGGACGAUUUGAAGCUGUUUGGUAAGACACAAAGUGACUUGGAGUCUCUCAUCAACACUUUGCGGAUCUUCAGCGAAGACAUCGGUAUGCAGUUUGGGUUGGAUAAAUGUGCAAUGAUUACUCUCAUGAAAGGUAAGCCAGCCAAUGACAACAACUUCCAGAUGCCGAACGGAGAAGAGAUCAGAUCAAUCGAAGGCGGUGGUAGCUAUAAAUAUCUCGGAAUAUUAAAGGCAGAUCAGUUGAAACAUCAAAAAAUGAAGAAGAAGAUUGAGGCAGAGUAUAUCAGGAGAAUUCGGAAGGUGCUCAAAUCCAAACUAAAUGCUGGAAACAUGGUGAAGGCUGUUAACACUUGGGCAGUAGCCCUAGUGAGAUAUGCUGCUGGCAUAGUUGAAUGGAACAAGCUUGAACUCGAAACCCUGGACAGGAAGACAAGGAAGUUGCUAACUAUGCAUGGGAUGUUUCACCCAAAGUCUGAUGUAGAUAGACUUUAUGUGUCAAGAGAGAAGGGAGGACGUGGUCUGGCUGGAAUAGAGGAGACUGUAAGAUAUGAGGAACAAAGCCUAUACUGCUAUAUUGAAGGCCAGAUGGAUAGCAUCAUGACGGCAGUCAAAGAGUCGAUGAGGAAAGGAAAGGAUGUGACAGCGAAACAGCUGAAGGCUGAUCAAAGGAAAAUGAGACUGGAAGGAUGGAAAGAGAAGGUGAUGCACGGGCAGCAUUUAAGACAGACAGAGGAGUUUGCUGGCCCAGAGAGUUGGCAGUGGCUGAAACGAGGAAGUUUAAAUAAGGAGACGGAAAGUAUGCUAGUUGCUGCUCAGGACCAAGCAAUUAGAACAAAUUACCGAAUAGCCAAAGUUGAAAAGGAGCAUACAUCUCCCUCAUGUAGAAUGUGUCAUGACAAAGACGAAACGGUGUCUCAUCUGGUGAGUGAAUGCAGCAAAAUGACACAGACAGAGUACAAAGGAAGGCACGACAGAGUAGCAGCUGCAGUUCAUUGGGGUCUAGCCAAGAAGUACCAUUUACCCCAUGCGGAAAAAUGGUACGAACAUCGGGCAGAGCCUGUAGUAGAGAACGACGAUGUAAAACUUUUGUGGGAUUUUAAUAUCCAGACAGACAAGGUCAUUGAAGCUAGACGACCAGACAUCGUUCUCUUAAAGAAGAAGGAAAAGGAAUGUCUCAUCAUAGAUAUUGCGAUUCCGGGAGACUGCAGAGCUUGGCGUAAAGAGGAGGAAAAGAUACAGAAGUAUAACGAUCUGGCAUGGGAGCUGAGAAGGAUAUGGAAGGUGAAGACGAAGGUGGUACCAAUAGUCAUCGGAGCCUUAGGAACAGUGACAACAAGACACAGAAGCUUUCUGGCUGUUCUAGGAGUCGAGGUGUCCUUUGAAACGAUACAGAAGGCAAGCUUGCUUGGAACAGCUCAUAUCUUACGGAAGGUCUUGAAUUAG
This is a messenger RNA of Lytechinus pictus (painted urchin), 2340 nucleotides long. RefSeq lists its product as uncharacterized. The transcript has a single exon. NCBI's taxonomy places the organism in Eukaryota, Metazoa, Echinodermata, Echinoidea, Temnopleuroida, Toxopneustidae. Bases 1 to 2340 code for a protein of 779 amino acids. The record is from RefSeq and is a predicted model, not a curated record.